AUGGACAUGCAGACGUGGCAACUGGAAGACGAGGUCGAUGCCAUCAAUCUUCAACUUGGCUAUCUUCAUCUCUACGACGAAGAAAAGAAGGGAAAGUACUCACCUUCGAACAUACCCGAUCCAGAAGUCGCUUACGAUGAUUUCCGUACCUAUCUGCAACUUCGUUUGCAGUCCCUACAAGACUUCAAGCUAGCCCGCAGCAUCGCCCACGCCGUCAGUGCUGAUGCUCCUAUCAUUGCGGAGUUGAUAGAAGCAGAGAGAGUCGCUCACCAAGAUCGUCAGCUCGCUUUUCGGAUGAGCAACGAAGAGCCCGAUCUCGAGGCUCCGCCGCCAUAUACUGAAAUUGGCGACGAGGCUGCCAUACUGGAUGAUUCAAUCACACGUUUAGGCCUUCAAGACGAAGAGCCUGUCGACGCUGGGCCGUCCGGAUAUGUUAGGGGUCAAGUCGAGACUCUCGAAAAGCUCGCGAGCAAGUCAUUCCAAUGCUCGGCCUGUACAGAGCAUUUCCGCCUCACCGAGACGUCCGAAUUGCCCUGUGGAGACCGAUACUGUGGAGAUUGUCUUAAGGAUUUCAUCAUGCGCCCAGUCCGCGAGCACGACUUCACGCUUCUCCCUGCUCGCUGCUGUCGCCUUCCAGUCCCGCAAGGUGUUGUCGCCACAGUGCUGAACGAGCAGGAAUACCAGGCUUACCAGUCCACGGAAGAAGAGGCGGCGACGCGGGACAAGACCUACUGCAGCAGUGCAGAGUGCGGCCAGUUUGUUUCCCCCAAAUACAUCGUGGCUGAUACUGCGACCUGUCCUCGAUGCAGAGUAGGCACAUGUAUCAUCUGCAAGAAUACUGGCCACGAGGGAGAUUGUCCCGCAGACCCAGCUCUACAAGCAACACUAGCUCUGGGAAAUGAGCAUAAUUGGCAACGAUGCUUUUCUUGUCGUGCAAUGGUAGCCAUCGAGUGGGGUUGCAAUCACAUGAGGCAAGUCCGUUCUCAAAAGCUCCAGGCUGCAUACCGCACGCUAACUCUGACAUAUAAAGGUGCCGCUGCGCAGCAGAGUUCUGCUAUCAAUGUGGCGUUGAAUGGAAACAAUGUCGCUGCGAAGUAUGGAACGAAGAGAACCUUGUCCAGCGGGCGGAGGAAAUUGUUGCCCGAAUUGCUGCGCCCAACAUUGCGCCUGUCGAACGUCAACGCCGCGUCGUCCAGAUCCAAAAUCAGCUCCGCGACACCGAUGAAUGUGAACACCCUGGCAAGUUCCAGAAGAUUACCGACCGAGCGCGAUUUCGUUGCGAUUGGUGCAAUGACAGGCAUAAGAAGUUCAUCCUCCAGUGCCGCCAUUGUCAUCUGGAAUUGUGCAAUGAUUGUCGCUCACACCGUGUCUGAAACCGAUGGGGUUAGCAUACGCUUUCACUGA
Messenger RNA from Ramularia collo-cygni, 1404 nucleotides. RefSeq lists its product as uncharacterized. The transcript has a single exon. Bases 1 to 1404 code for a protein of 467 amino acids. Gene Ontology annotation, biological process: positive regulation of proteasomal ubiquitin-dependent protein catabolic process; ubiquitin-dependent protein catabolic process; protein polyubiquitination. Gene Ontology annotation, cellular component: cytoplasm; ubiquitin ligase complex. The record is from RefSeq and is a predicted model, not a curated record. Gene Ontology annotation, molecular function: zinc ion binding; ubiquitin protein ligase activity; ubiquitin conjugating enzyme binding. Lineage: Eukaryota; Fungi; Ascomycota; Dothideomycetes; Mycosphaerellales; Mycosphaerellaceae.